Schistocerca cancellata (South American locust) is the source of this 2181-nucleotide messenger RNA. RefSeq names its product chitinase-3-like protein 1. Gene Ontology annotation, molecular function: chitinase activity; chitin binding. Gene Ontology annotation, biological process: chitin catabolic process; carbohydrate metabolic process. NCBI's taxonomy places the organism in Eukaryota, Metazoa, Arthropoda, Insecta, Orthoptera, Acrididae. Gene Ontology annotation, cellular component: extracellular region. Bases 42 to 1523 code for a protein of 493 amino acids. The transcript has 11 exons. The record is from RefSeq and is a predicted model, not a curated record.
UUCGUGUUCGUUUCACCAGCUUUUCCCGCUCUAAAGCACCGAUGUCGCCAGCGUGGCUCGCUCUGCUCCUGGUUCUCUGGGCUCCACACGACGCCUGUGGGGCCAAUGAAAAAAAAGUGGUGUGCUACUUAGGUAGCUGGGCUGCCUACAGAAAUGGAAAUGGACAGUUCGAAAUAGAAUACAUCCAACCGGAACUGUGCACGCACCUGGUGUACAGUUUUGUUGGAAUAACUUCUGCAGGAGAGGUCAAAAUUCUUGAUCCGUGGAUGGAUCUUCCAAGCGGAAAAAACGGGUAUAAUCGAUUCAAUAGCUUGAAAUCAGCGAACACCAAAACUCUUAUUGCUAUCGGUGGCUGGAACGAAGGAUCAACGACUUUCUCGGCUGUUGCGAACGACCCCACACUGAGAGCGAGGUUCGCGCAGAAUGCAGCAGCUUUUGUGGGCAAAUACGGCUUUGACGGACUCGACGUGGACUGGGAAUACCCGGCGAAUCGUGGCGGAGCUGCCUCCGACCUGGUGGCGUUUGUUGAGCUGCUGAAGGCGCUGAGGACGGAGUUUGACAAGUACGGCUACAUACUGAGCGCCGCCGUCGGAGCAGCCCGCAACCUCAUCGGGACUGGAUACGACGUGCCGCAGCUGUCCAAGUAUCUCGACUUCAUCAACUUGAUGGCAUAUGACUUCCACGGUUCCUGGGAUCAGAAGACCGGUCAGAAUGCCCCUCUGUACGCCAGCUCAGCCGACACGACCGAAGCCGAACGUCAGCUCAAUGUGGACGCCAUCGUUCGCUACUGGAUACAGAAUGGUGCCGAUCCUUCUAAGCUCAUACUGGGAAUGGGGACCUACGGGCGGACGUUCACUCUGAGCAGUGCUGCCAACAGUGGCGUCGGCGCUCCUGCCAGUGGUCCUGGAAACGGUGGGCCGUACACCUACCAACCUGGCAUGCUGGGAUACAACGAGAUAUGUGAGAAAAUCAUGGCAGGAGGCUGGACGGUAACGUGGGACGACCAGCAGAAGGUUCCAUACGCGGUGAGCGGCAACCAGUGGGUCGGCUACGAUAAUGAAGAAUCCAUCAGAAUAAAGUCGCAGUACGCCCUCGCGAUGAACCUGGGCGGCGCCAUGAUCUGGAGCCUGGAGACAGACGACUUCAGAGGUGUGUGCGGCGCCGGCAAGUACCCUCUGCUCAGCACCAUCAGCGGCGCGCUGCGAGGAGUCACAUCACACAACAGCACUGCUGCCACGGUUUGGAACAGACCGACCGCUAGCAGCAGUGGCGGCAGCAACAGCUGGGGCUCCAGCAGUACUCCUGGAACAAGCGGCUCCGGCAGCCUGCCUGGAAGCAACGUGACGGCGGCGCCGCUGUGCAGGGCGCCGGGCUACGUGAGGGACCCGCACGACUGCGGCGUCUUCUACUACUGCUCCGCCUCGUUCGGCGCCUACGCCGCCAGCAGGUUCCAGUGUCCCGCCGGACUCGCCUUCGAUCCCCGCACGUCGAUCUGCAACUACAGAAACCUCGUCUCCUGCUGACGAGCUCUUCGGUUUUCCGUGACUGUAUCGCAACACGCAGUCUGAACGACGGAACGACAACGUGGAAAAAUUGACCAUCAAAAACAGAAACCAAUUAUUUAUUUCAUUAUGAAAACUAUAUGUGGGAUAGUUCACUGGGAUAGAUCGAGUUUCUUUAUUAUUGUUAAGAUAAUUAAAUAAAUACGAUUGUUAAAGUGAGUACCUACAGUGAGAAUUGUGAAUAUAGAUAGAUCGUAGUCACGGCUAUGCAGAUCAGAAGUGAUUUUCUGAUGAUAUCAGAAAAUUGCGAACUUGUGGUCUAAUGAUCGCAGGAAAUACAUCAGUACCAAUGGCAAUCUGUUAUUUUCGAUUCCUAUAGAAUAACACUUUUCCUGUUACAUGAAGUGUGUUUCUUCCACUUUCAAAACAAACAUAAAAACGUAGAAAUGCUAAUUGUGUGAAUAUGUCAUCCGUUAUUUGGAGUACGCCUAUGGAACAUACAUUCAUUAGCAAAUAUAGCUAAGUAGUUACACAGUGUCUCUGAUUUUGGCUAUUAAAAUGUUUAUGUAGUUAUGUAUUAUGAUUAAGAUGUCAUUUUCCUACAAUUUUAACUCGUAUCUUUGUUUUAAAAUUGUAGUAAUAGAUGCAAAAAGGAAAUGACCUUUCAUACACUUCUAAU